AUGACUAAAGAUCGAUUGCCCGCGUUGCGGGCUGCCCAAAAUACUGAAGAUAGCGAUCCAGAUGCAGCAUAUACUGCUAUUAAUAUGGAAGAUAAUAGUCGAUUUAUGUCCGACUUUUUUGCUCAUGUGGAUUCAUUACGUACAAAUAUUGAUAAAAUAAGUGAACUUGUUGAUGAAGUUAAACGUCUUCAUUCAACAAUAUUAGCUGCACCACAAGCUGAUGAUCGAACGAAAGAAGAACUCGAAGAAAAAAUGGCUGACAUUAAAAAAUUAGCUAAUGGUGUUCGACAAAAAUUAAAAGCAAUGGAAACUGAAUUAGAACAGGAAGGAAAUGAUAAUGCAUGGCAAACGGAACAAGAACAAGAACAGUCUCAAGCAACAUCAAGUAAAACUCAAGCACAAUUACGAAUUGAAAAAUCACAGUUAUUUGUGUUAACACAAAAAUUUCGUGAUGUAAUGAACGAUUAUAAUCAAGUUCAGUUGGGUUAUCGACAAAAAUGCAAAGAGAGAAUACAGCGGCAGCUUGAGAUCACCGGACGAUCUGUAACUGAAGGAGAAGUUGAAGAAAUGCUUGAAUCUGGCAAUCCAGCCGUAUUUACACAAGGCAUUAUGGUUGAAACAGCACAAGCGAAACAGUCACUUGCUGAUAUUGAAGCGCGACAUGGUGAUAUUAUGAAAUUAGAAAAAAGCAUCAAAGAAUUACAUGAUAUGUUUAUUGAUAUGGCUGCACUUGUUCAAACACAAGGUGAAAUGAUUGAUCGAAUUGAAUAUAAUGUUGUGCAAUCAGAAAAUUUCGUCAAAGCUGCUAGUACAGAUACGAAAAAAGCUGUUAAAUUUCAAAGUGCAGCGCGGCGGAAAUUAUUUAUUAUUAUUGGGAUUAUUAUCUGUGUUCUCAUUGUCUUGGCAAUUAUUCUAGCAAUCGUUUUUACUCAACGGAAAUAG
Adineta steineri is the source of this 942-nucleotide messenger RNA. Lineage: Eukaryota; Metazoa; Rotifera; Eurotatoria; Adinetida; Adinetidae. The record is from the annotation of a GenBank genome assembly.